Xiphophorus couchianus (Monterrey platyfish) is the source of this 1106-nucleotide messenger RNA. RefSeq names its product gastrula zinc finger protein XlCGF8.2DB-like. The transcript is spliced from 3 exons. Gene Ontology annotation, molecular function: DNA-binding transcription factor activity, RNA polymerase II-specific; RNA polymerase II cis-regulatory region sequence-specific DNA binding. NCBI's taxonomy places the organism in Eukaryota, Metazoa, Chordata, Actinopteri, Cyprinodontiformes, Poeciliidae. Gene Ontology annotation, cellular component: transcription regulator complex; chromatin; PcG protein complex. The record is from RefSeq and is a predicted model, not a curated record. The annotation marks the transcript as partial. Gene Ontology annotation, biological process: regulation of transcription by RNA polymerase II.
GAUAAAAACAGAGCACACGGGCUAGCCUUAGCUUUUCAUUUGUUACACGGCUGUUUGAAGACGAGUUUGAGGUUUAGCUAAAUAUCUGAGUGUUUACAGUAAAAAUAAUGUCUUCAGUUCCGCCUCAGAGAGAGUUUAUCAACGAGCAGGUAACUCCUGCUGGAGAAACAUUCACAGAGUGGAAAGAAAUCAACGUUAAGAUGGAGGAAGAGAUGGAGGAUCAGCGCAGACUGAUGGAUUUUACCCGGAUACCGAGGAUCAUCUUACACCGGAUAGAUCUCCCACAAUGUUGUGUGUGUAAAGAGGAGGAGGUUCUCAAUGAAACAGAACCACAGAGGAACCAACUCAUCUCUCAUGGCUCUGCAGAAGCUGAGAACCGGGAUCAGGAAGGAAUCAAUUCUGAAAACCCAGGAAAAGAGAGAAAGGAAGAACAAAAACAAAAGGAGAAAUAUGAGAAAACCAAAGAGCACAAAGGCAGAACUGACACUUCAAAACAAAAAAAGCACAAGAAAGCUCACGCAGGGCAAAAAUUAUAUUCUUGUAAAAUUUGUGAUGAAGCCUUUUCUCAAAAAGAUAUCUUGCUGAGACACAUAAUAACUCACACAGGAGUAAAACCUUUCACUUGCUCAGCCUGUGGGAAAAGUUUCAGACAAAACGUUGGUUUAAUUUAUCACAUGAGAAUUCACACAGGUGAGAAGCCUUUCUCAUGUGGGACCUGUGGAAAGAGUUACAGUGACAGAAGGACUUUAAAUAAGCACAUGAGAAUUCACACAGGUGAGAAGCCUUUCUCAUGUGGAACCUGUGGAAAAUGUUUCUCUGUAAAAUAUAAUUUAAAGGUUCACUUGAGAAUUCACACAGGUGAGAAACCUUUCUCCUGUGGGACCUGUGGAAAGAGUUACAGUGAAAGACGGACUUUAAAUAAUCACAUAAGAAUUCACACAGGCCAGAAGCCUUUCUCUUGUGGGGCCUGUGGAAAAAGUUUCACUCGGAAGGACACUUUAAUUGUUCACAUGAAAAGUCACACAGAUGAGAGGCUUUUCUCUUGUGGGACCUGUGGAAAGAGUUUCAAUGCUGGGAGGACUUUAUCUCAUCACAUGAGAAUUCAC